CAACAAUAGUCCAAAUCCGCGAUUCCCAUUUUCUUUCAAGGAGCAUUAAAGUGUUAUAACAUCAGACGGAGCUCGCCUCUCUUAUUUCAGACAGAAGGUGGUGUGAAACUGUAGAAUCCCCCUUUGAAACUGUGCUUUGCGUGAAUACAUCGGGGAUCUCUUGUUUCGGUCCAAGUUAGUCCGGAGUAGCGGAGUAAUAUACAGGCUAUUUACUGUUGUUGCAUGCUUUCUUGGUAUACAAGAUCUCAUGUAUAGUUGAAUAUUUCAACCCCUCAGAAUUGCGUCCGCAGCGAUUAUCUGCCACUAUCGAAUUCCGUGACGCCUGAGCUACCUCUUCGAGUUCGUCACCUGAUGGUCCCGCCUUCCGUGGUGCAGAGCUGAAAUCUCAUUGGCAGAAUGGCAUGCCACUCUCCUCACAGCCAUUGAUUUAAGUAGUCGGCGGACUCCAGUGGGUCAUAUCCUGUGGAGCCAGAGGAUCUCUGUACAGGGCAAGGAGGCUGAACGUGUUACGCUGGGACCGAAGAUUGCUUCAAACAAGGCAGUCCUUGGAGAAGGUUGUUAAGUCAUGAUGCAAGAAUCCGGGACGGAGGCGUCGAGCAACGGUCCCGCCAGUCAGAACGGAGCGGCGAGCGCGAGCGCUGGACCCGGUGGCGGUGGCGUUGCUGGGGGCGGAGUCGUGGUGAGCGGCGGCGGUGUCACUGUCGCGGAGAGCAGCAGCAGUGCGGUGACGGUGAGGGACGUCCGCUCCAAGAGUGCCACGCCCUCCAUCGCUGACAUCACCGCCGCGGACCUCAUCACCCUGCAGCAACAGCAGGCGCUACAAGUGGCCCGUCAGAUCCUCCUGCAGCAGCAACAGCAGCAGUCUCAUCAGCAAGCAGGAGGUGCCAUUAAGUCCUCCAAAAACACUGACAAACAGGCUGGGCUGCAGGUCCCAGUGUCGCUGGCUAUGAUGACACCGCAGGUGAUAACCCCUCAGCAGAUGCAGCAGAUCCUUCAGCAGCAGGUCCUGAGCCCUCAGCAGCUCCAGGUCCUGCUACAGCAGCAGCAGGCCCUCAUGUUACAGCAGCAGUCUCUCCAAGAGUUCUACAAGAAGCAGCAGGAGCAGCUCCACCUGCAACUCCUGCAGCAGCAACAUGCAGGCUCCAAACAGAGCAAAGAGCAGGUGUCCCAGGCCCAGCAGUUGGCCUUCCAGCAGCAGCUCCUCCAGGUGCAACAGCUGCAGCAGCAGCACCUGCUCAACCUGCAGAGGCAAGGCCUGCUGACCAUCCAGCCAGGGCCCGGACAGAGCCCCCUGCCACUGCACACACUCACUCAGGGCAUGAUUCCAGCGGAGCUGCAGCAGCUGUGGAAGGAGGUGACGAGCGCUCACGUGAAGGAGGAGAACAACAACAAUAACAACAACGCCACCGGGGGCGCCACCACCAACACAUCCAGUGCAGCAACAGGAGGAGGAGGAGGAGGAGGUGGAACAACCGGAGGAGGUGGUAGCAGCAAUGGCCAUCGAGGCCUGGACCUGUCGUCGCCCACGCCGGCCAAAACCGCACUUCUCAACCAGCACGCAGCUACCAACGGCCAGUACAUGAGCAUGAAGAGAGAAGGGUCCACAGUGCUGGAGGACCACAGCCACCACCCCCACCACAGCCACCCGCUCUACGGCCACGGCGUAUGCAAGUGGCCCGGCUGCGAAGCCGUCUUCGAAGACUUCCAAGCAUUCCUCAAGCAUCUGAACGGUGAGCACGCCUUGGACGACCGCAGCACGGCACAGUGUCGAGUACAGAUGCAGGUGGUCCAGCAGCUCGAACUGCAGUUAGCGAAAGACAAAGAACGUCUGCAAGCUAUGAUGACUCAUCUACACGUCAAAUCCACUGAGCCCAAAACCACCCCACAGCCUCUGAACUUGGUGUCCAGCAUCACCUUGUCCAAAACGGCCCCCGCGUCCUCGCCGCCCCUCGGCCUCCCCCAGCCCCCCACCACCCCCACUACCCCCCUGACGCCCCUGUCCCAGGCCCACUCUGUCAUCACCCCCACCAGCCUGCAUAGUGUGGGGCCCAUGCGCCGCCGCUACUCAGACAAGUACAACAUGCCCAUCUCCCCAGAUCUCAUCCAGAACAAAGAGUUCUACAUGAACGCUGACGUGCGGCCUCCUUUCACGUACGCCUCUCUAAUCAGACAGGCAAUACUUGAUUCGCCAGAGAAGCAGCUAACACUAAACGAAAUCUACAACUGGUUCACGCGAAUGUUUGCGUACUUCCGACGCAACGCAGCCACGUGGAAGAACGCGGUGCGGCACAAUCUUAGUCUCCACAAGUGUUUUGUACGAGUAGAGAACGUAAAAGGGGCGGUGUGGACGGUGGACGAGAUUGAGUUCCAAAAGCGACGGCCACAGAAGAUCAGCGGCAGUCCUGCGCUGGUGAAAAACAUUCAGACUAGCCUGGCGUACGGUCCUGCCCUCUCUGCCGCCUUCCAGGCUUCAAUGGCAGAAAACAACAUACCUCUCUACACUACUGCCUCCAUUGGAAGUCCCACUCUGAACUCGCUGGCGAAUGCCAUCCGCGAGGAGAUGAAUGGGGCGCUGGACCAUGGAAACAGCAACGGCAGUGACAGCAGCCCGGGACGAUCCCCCUUGCCAGCUAUGCAUCACAUCAGUGUUAAAGAGGAGCCGCUGGACCCUGAAGAUCACGAAGGCCCGCUGUCCCUGGUGACCACGGCCAAUCACAGUCCAGACUUUGAUCUCCAUAGAGACUACGAGGACGACCAGGGGAUGACCGAUGACAUGCUGUAAGGGGCGGGGCCACUCCAGCCAGUCCCUCCUCCUCCUCCUCCUCCUCCUCCUACCCUUCACUCCCCCUGCAAAACCACCACCACAAACACACACACACACUUGCAAACCUACACACGUACACAUACACAUACUGUACACAUACACAUACACACACACACGUGCAUAUUAUGCAGUGUGAGACUGAACUGAAUCAAGUUGUCUGUGAGGCCACUGCAGAGACAGAAAAAGACUCUCUCUCACACACACUUACACACACACACACACACACACACACACACACAUAUGGCUGCGUUGUCAGUUCUUUGUUUGACAGCUAUAAAUUGUUUCAAUGAACAUUUAGUGCCAUUAUAAACAAUGAAAUACACCCUGUACAACCACAGCGACACCACAGAAGAAGAAAUAAAUAUAUUCCAUUUGGGAGUAUUUUUUAUUUGUAACUUUCAGUUUUGAAGAGAAGAAGAUGGACAACAACAAAACAAAUCAUUUCUACAAAUCGCGUAAUUGACUAGACCUGUUUGGUACUGGGGGACUUGAUGCGGUUGCCACGGGGACUCAAGGGUCAAAGUUCACGAGUGGACAUGGACUAGCGCAGCUGAUAUGAACUGCAGACAGUGACCCUGAAACUCACCCCCAUAGCACCUGGAGAAUCGGGGGGUACACACACACACACACACACACACACACACACACACACACACACACACACACACACACACACACACACACACACACACACACACACACACACACACACACACACACACACACACACACACACACGCGUAGACACAUAUACAUCAUUUACACAUGUACUCAAACUGUACUUGGUGUACCCCCCUGAAAUGGACUCCUCCAUGCGUGAGGGCAAGUGUGUUGUGUACUAACUGUGUGUAUUAAGUUCAUUUUCACUGCCUUCAACUCAUCGUUUGAUUUUGCUUCCAUUGUGGUCAGGAAGACUUUCCUUUUCUGAUUAUUUUUCUUCCUUUUUAAAAAUUUUAUUUUAGCGUCUUAGAGGGGGAAGGGGCGCAUGCAGCAAAAUCUAAACAUUGGCCCUCCUACUGUUGCCUUUCUUGGGUUGUUGACUUUUACUUUGUUGUUGCUGUUGUUGUUGCUGUUGUUGUUAUUAUUGAUUGUUCAUUUUUUUGUUUUCCUGCAAACUGAUCAGACCUCGUAGCCAUGCUGUGGAGAAUCCCUACGGUCAGCACAUGAUAACAAUGAUGAUGAAUGUUUUAGGAUUUUUUUUCUCUCUCUUCCAUGUUGUUCAAUUUUUUUGAAAUUUCAUUUCCUUUUGUUGUUUUUUUUUGUUUUUGUUUUUUUAAAUAUAUAAAUAUAUAUAAAUAGAUAUAUACUGUAUGUAUACACACGCCAACAGAAUGUCAGAUGCCGAGUAGUAUUUUUCUGUCAUUUAUUCCACCUGCUUCAAAGAAAGAUAGGAAGAAAAAAAUGCCAACUGUUCUCCCAUAGUGUAGCUUUGGCUACGUACGCCGCUACCCACGUCAUGAAGUGAAGUCCAGCGGCAAGGCAAGGUGCGGCAAGGCAAAUGCACUAGUCAUAAUGAAGGCUCUCUCUCUCUCCACGCAUCAAUGAAGUUUAAUUUACACAUGGGAAUGAAUGACAGAGAAAUCGCACAGGUUUAAAAGAUUUAUCAUUUACCAAAUUAUUACUUUUAGAAAAAAAAGAGAAAAAAGUCCCCCUCUUUUUACAGAGUAGGGCACAUCAGCCGUGGCCAAAUCACCCAUCUCGACGUCGCCGAGUCUGUGCAGAAAUGAAAUGUCAGGCUCAGGCAGCGAGAUAAUACUUCAUACCAACUAAUUGUGUUUUUCUUUAUUCUUUUUGUUCGUUUGCUCUUUCUUUCUUUUUUCUCUCUCCUUCUAGUUCUUUAUCAACCCAUUCCUCACUUGCAAUCAUCACCAAAAAAAAAAAAAAAAACGAUAACACAAAUGAAACUUCCAAGUUUUCAGCCGUUCGCCAUUUCUUGUCAUUUCAAGCGUCAGGGGACCCUGAAGCCUUGCUCGGAGGGAGACUCUCAAAGAAAGAAAGAAAAGAAAGAAAGAAAGCAUAAAAAGUGCAUUCCCUGUAGUUUUGAACAGCCUGUGCGGCCGAGCAGUUUCCCCUCUGCUUGUAUUAGUGAUUAUUUAUAAUUACACAUCAGACCAAAAGGCUGGGGGAUUAUAGAAGCCAAAGGGCUGGCAUUACGACCUGACCACUAAGCAUUACGGCAUUGAGAGGGGGAGCAGCCUCAGAGCUGCCACAGGCAUCCGACAAGCACCACGUUAACGGAUUGGUGGCUUUUUUUCCCCCCCUCCCCGUCGCUAACAUUGCACGAACCAAACAGACAUGUCAGCAUAGAGAUGCAACCACAUUAUGCAAUGUCUCCCCUCUUGUUAAACGACGGUUACGGAUGAAAUGUUUAUAGCUUGUAAACAAAACAAAUUGCCUACAAAGGGUAGAGAUCAUUCUUUCAAGUCUUUCAACAAAUGCGUAACGCAACGAUUUCCAAAUUGAAAUGGGUCUCUUUACACACCGACCUCCAUGAUUCAUGUGACUGCAACCAACCACUUUUUAAUUUAUUAUUAUACUUUUGUGUUCUUUUGCCUACUAUAGUUUGUAUAUGUGUCUGAUAUCUGUGACUACCAAAGAUAAAUUACCACAAAGAUAUUCUGUAAUAAUCCAUGCAAUAGUAGACCAGGCCAAAUAUCCUCCCAUUCUCUCUCGCUGGAUGCAAAGGAAAUAAUAAUAGCAUUAUAAAAAAGAAAAUACAAAGGUAGAGAUCAGUCUCGUCACAAAGGAAUUAGAAAAGUGUUUUGAGUUUUAAUUUUAGUCAACUUUUAAGCCAAAGGGGUUAUCUGUCAAACAGCUUUGCAAGGUUUUUUUUAUUAUUAUUAUUUAAUUUUAAUUGUCAUUUAUUUUAUUUUUUGCAAUGACCAAAAUGGAAAAAAUGAAAAGAUUAUGGAGUGAUCGAGACAAAAAAUGACCAAAAUUCCAAGACAAGGGGGAGUAUCUUUUGGACAGGAGAAGGGACAGUGGAGCAUUCCAUCAGUCUGUGUACUGUAGGAUAUAACCAUACACAUGACCAGGCCAACAUGAAUUUCAAACACACAAAUGUGAAAUGUUAUGUAUACUUCAACUGGACCACACAGUGAUUACAUUUUUAUUUCUUUGUAAAACAUAAUGUAUAAUUUUUAUUUUGUUUUGUUUUGGGGAUAAAAAAGAAGAAAAGAUUGUAAGCCACUUUGGUUUUGUUCUUCUGCAAAAGAACUGCUUUUCCUGAGAAGGCCUGUUUUUGGUUUGAUUUAUUUUGUUAACUUGGGCAAGCGCUUUAUGAUUGUGUGUGUGUGUGUUGUUUUUUUCUGUCAAGUUACUUUUUAUAUUAAAAAAAAAUAACACUCCUCUCCACGAAUAAGCUGGGUACAAGGUACUUUAGGGCGAUUAUUUUUUUCUUUGCUUUUGUUUUUGUUUUCUUCAAAAUCAUAUCCAUGCAUUUUGUCAUUAUCGAUUCUAAAGACAAGGGCAAUCUGUGGAGAAAGAGAAACACGUUCCCCACCACCGAGGCAGCUGAGGGACCAGGCACACAGAGACACCAAACGAGUCCCUGAUAACGAGUGCGUCCCAGUCUUAGCCCUGUCACCCAGUCUGGUUGGCAUCUAUAAAACCCGUGGAUAAAAAGCUGGUGGAUUUGGACCUUCACAGCAUGUGUAGCUUGACAUUACUAAAAAAAAAAGACUACAGCAUGAGACAACUGUUAGUACACAUACCUCAGUUCAGAUCUAUAGGGAAUGAUUCAAUUUAAAAAGAGAAUACAAGAGAGAACAUUUCACUCAGUUGCACUUAGUCGUAUGUCUUGCAUGUUUAGUCUAAAAACUGUAGCGGGGAAGAUAUUUUGAAAAGCUAUAAAAAAAAGAUGUUUUUUAAAAAAUACAGACACAUUUAGAGAUGUUUUUCUCACAUUCUUUUUUUUGCGAACCAGUCCAAACCUCAGGCGUAUUUUCCAUUAAGAAUUCACAUUGCUUUGUUCCAUCUUCUUCCACCGAACUUGCUUUUUUUUGGACCACCACUGAUGGUUUUGUUUUUUGUUUUUUCUUUAGUUUUUUUCGUGGGCUUUUCUUGCAUACGGUUGUACAUACCUGUCAGUAUAACCUUGUGUCCUGUCUUGUUUUUUUUUCCUUGUUCCUUUCAGAGAACAACAA
Molecule: messenger RNA, 6969 nt
Organism: Engraulis encrasicolus (European anchovy)
Lineage: Eukaryota; Metazoa; Chordata; Actinopteri; Clupeiformes; Engraulidae
Gene: foxp1b
Product: forkhead box P1b
Exons: 20
Coding region: 566-2782 (738 amino acids)
Biological process (GO): regulation of transcription by RNA polymerase II
Cellular component (GO): nucleus
Molecular function (GO): DNA-binding transcription repressor activity, RNA polymerase II-specific; RNA polymerase II cis-regulatory region sequence-specific DNA binding
Source: RefSeq, a predicted model, not a curated record